AUGGCAACGCUAUCGCCGCACAAACAGCGAUACACACCGCAACAAGCGCCGAAUAAAACGCAUCCACCAUUUAUUCUGGGGCGUGCACCUUGGUGGGUGCCGGCAGUCCCAGUUGCUCGACGCAACGAUGGCAAGCGGAAAAUCUCAUUUGCCGAGGCAUUGAAGGACUUUCUGCGGAAUGUGUCAUUUCAUUGUUAUGGAAAAUUAGUGGAGCCUCAUCGGCGUUUCCACGAACGUUUCUUUUGGAUUAUAUUCCAUAUCACAAUGAUGAGCGUAAUGAUUGUCUUUCUAUGGAGAACGCCCAUCUUCGAGGGGCAAGUUUUAAGCACAACCAUGUUUGAUCCAUUGUACCCCAUAAAUAAGGUGCCCUUUCCAACAAUAUCGAUAUGUACGUUGAAUCGCAUGUCGAACGCCUCCGUUACCAGAUAUGCGGAGAAACUCCAGCAAAAAGAUCCAUACACACGAGGAGUUAAUUAUUUUUACCAUGAAAUAAGAAAAUUGAGCUUUCCAUAUUCGAAGACAACCGAAAAAGAUGAGAAUUAUGAGGAUUUUUUAGAAUUUCAAAACUUUUUGGAUAUUUACGAUACCACGGAUAGUGAAGUAUUUUUUAAUACCAGGGAUCGCAUGAAGCAGUUAACACCAAGUUGCAAGGAUGUAUUGGUACGGUGCCGUUUGGCCGGAGAGGACUUUGAUUGUCUGAAUAAAUUUACAGAAACUUUAACAGCGAAUGGAUUUUGUUGCACCUUUAAUGACGAUGGCUUCUAUUCGAAGCCGCGGCCUCACAGUUUAAGUUUUAACGAAGAGCUAAAUGGCCUUGUAUUAUUACUAAACUCUUCAAAUAAUGAUGAAUAUUUUAAAGCAUCGCUAUCAGCUAGCUUCGCAUUUUAUAUACAUUCCCAUGGGCACUACGCAGACAUCACAAGUGGUUCGGUAAAGGAACGCUACGUGGAAAGUGGCAAGGAUACAUACAUGACAAUUAAGCCGGGUAUCAUUGAAACUGUAAACGAGGCUCGCAUAUUGCCGCCGUCAGUGCGCCAAUGCUACUUUAACGACGAGAAAGCUCCAAUAUUUGGUAAAUUAUACAGUUACAAUAGCUGUAUAACACGUUGUCGUAUGUACAGCAUAUUGGUGUUAUGUAAUUGUUUGCUUUUCAUGCAUCCCAAUGGGUUGUUGGAUGUGUCAACCGAGUAUGUCUAUUGUACGCUGAGGCACAAAGCCUGCUUGGACCGUUACUAUUUCAAAUGGUCUAAUGUUAUUACUGAACGCGAAAAUAUUCCUGGACUCGAACGUGAAAUGGAGGAUUCUCUUUAUUGUCCGCAAUGCUUGCCGAUGUGCUCUUCGGAGCGCUACGUCGUUCAUGCCAACGCACUGCCUUUGACUUCUUAUAAUAUGCUUACUUUUGCAGAUAUACCCGCGGAAAAUCUAUCGAACUUUGCUUUGACCCAUAUUUAUUUCGGCGUCUCGCAUAUUCCGAUUUUUAGACGUGUACUAAAGGACACUUGGUUUGAAGUACUGAGUUUUAUUGGCAACAUUGUGAGCAUUAUAACGGGCUUCUCAUUGGUUGGUAUUUGUGAGGUGCUAUACUUUAUCUGUCGUCAAUUGUUUUUGGCUUUUAAAAGUGAAAUGGCUUCUGAACGCAAAACUAAAAAGCAGAAAGCAAAGAGAGAUUUAAUUAUUUUGCCGUGA
This is a messenger RNA of Bactrocera latifrons, 1686 nucleotides long. It is a transcript of the gene ppk24, whose product is annotated as sodium channel protein Nach. Gene Ontology annotation, molecular function: ligand-gated sodium channel activity. Gene Ontology annotation, cellular component: membrane. The record is from RefSeq and is a predicted model, not a curated record. The coding region runs from base 1 to 1686 and encodes 561 amino acids. The transcript is spliced from 10 exons. NCBI's taxonomy places the organism in Eukaryota, Metazoa, Arthropoda, Insecta, Diptera, Tephritidae. Gene Ontology annotation, biological process: sodium ion transmembrane transport.